UCCCGAGGGUGAGAUACACUAAGAGCCAUAACAUUGAUCGUCCCGCGCCUCGGCUGAGUGAGGGAGGGAGUGAGGCAGUGGGCGUGUUUUGUUUGGCUUCCCUGCUGUCACUUGAUUGUGUUCACCCCGAUCUCUGAAUCAAUUCCUCCCUGCUUGGCCGCUGAGGUGUGUGCUGCGGGGUUGGCAAGGACAGACACGCAUUGCAGGCACCAUGGGAGGAGAACAGAGUCGCGUUGAAGGAGGAGGAGGAAGCGGUAGCGGGGGCGGCGGGUCAGGAGGGAGCAGCGGGGGAAGCACAGGGGGGCGGGGCACGGAGGGGACGGCACCGGGGACAAGGAGGGGGUCGGAGAAUAACAGACCGACUUCCACCUCCCCACGCCCCUCCAUCUCCUCUGACGCCGAUCUUCCCUACAUCUCCUACACCGUGAAUCGUCCCAUUGGAGACUCCCCCAAGCACACAUCGCGGGGGCUGCGGGGCCUGCGAGGGUCUGGCGGAGGGGGGUCGCCAAGGAGGAGCCGCUACUACCGAGGCCCGCACUCCCACACACGCCCGCAGGAGGUGGUGGUGGUGCGGGAGGCCACCACCACCUCCACCACCGUUGAUCCUGAGCUGGCCAGGCUGCAGUCCAUCCCGACGUUCCUGCCCAUCAUGCGUGGCGCCCUCACUGCCCCGUCAGCAAGGGAUCCUGAGGUACUGGAACGCCUUGACACCGCCGCCCUUGUGGAACUCUGCCGCCGGUACCAAUGCCACCUGCACCUCGCUGCCUCCACCACCACCCAGGCACAGGACGCCCUUGCUAACAAAAUCCGUGAUGUGGAGAGCACCCUUAGCACCGUCGUGACUAACCUGACAGAGAGGCAGAAGAGUUUUGCCUGGUAUGCUGAGAAACUUGGUCAUGUUAGUGAAGUGAGUCAUGCCCUCUCCCGUUGUCACGCUUCCCUCAACCUGAUUCUUGAGAGCUUGGACGCCCUCAACACAGCCCUGCCUAUCAAUGAGCGACUGGAGCCCUUCGUCUGGACUACCGGCUGAGGGGAGGUGCAAGGGGAAGGGCGUGGAAAGGAGACAGAUGGGAGAAAGCUGUGAUUUUGUGAUGGGGGUUGUACAUAAGGAGAAAUGGAAGUUGUAGUGUUGAGUUAGUGGUCAGAUCUGAAAGGAAUGGAAGACUGAUGUUGUGAAAUGUUGUGAUGGAGGUUAUACUUAGAUAUGAAAAGGAGGAAGAGUUAGAGUAUACAGUUAGAAGAGAAAGGGAAUGAUAAGUGGCUGUGAUGAACUAGUAAUAAGAGUGACAGGGACGAGUUAGGGUUUAUACAGUUAGCAGUGAUGAGGGAAGUGAGUGAGGG
Messenger RNA from Portunus trituberculatus (swimming crab), 1341 nucleotides. It is a transcript of the gene BORCS5, whose product is annotated as BLOC-1-related complex subunit 5-like. Gene Ontology annotation, cellular component: synaptic vesicle membrane; BORC complex; cytoplasmic side of lysosomal membrane. Bases 212 to 1030 code for a protein of 272 amino acids. The record is from RefSeq and is a predicted model, not a curated record. Lineage: Eukaryota; Metazoa; Arthropoda; Malacostraca; Decapoda; Portunidae. Gene Ontology annotation, biological process: positive regulation of anterograde synaptic vesicle transport; organelle transport along microtubule; lysosome localization. The transcript has 4 exons.